AUGAAUAAGAAAACUAAGACUUGUCGAGAACUUGACAGUAAUGAUUUCAAAGCUCUAGUUUUUGAGUUCAUGGCUAAUGGAAGUCUAGAAAACUGGUUGCAUCCUACUGCAAAUAACAUAAAUAAGGACGAUCAACUACAUCUUAAUAAUUUGGACUUCGAGAGAAGACUGAGCAUUGCAGUUGAUGUUGCUUCUGCACUAAAUUAUCUUCACCAUGAAUGUCAAUCUCCAAUUGUUCAUUGUGAUCUAAAACCAAGCAAUGUCCUUCUCGAUGAUGAUCUAGUUGCCCAUGUGGGAGAUUUUGUCCUGGCUAAGUUCAUUUCAAUUUCUUCAAAAUAUGGAAUGAGCGGAGAAGUCUCUACACAAGGAGAUGUGUUUAGUUAUGGGAUACUUGUAUUAGAGAUGUUUACAGGAAAGAGACCAACUGAUGACAUGUUUAAGGAUGGCUUAAAAUUUCAUAACUUUUGUAAGAUGUACGCAUCGCCAGAGCACGUUGAGGAGAUUAUUGAUUCAUGUUUAUUUUUAGAUGUAGAAGAAAAACAUCAUGAUGAUGAUGCAAUGAUCAAUUACGAUAUGCCAGAAAUCAAAAGAGUACAUUUAUCAAGAGAUAAAAUGAGACAAAUCCUAGCUUCUAUAAUUCAGAUUGGAGUCGAAUGUUCUCCCGUGUUACUUUCAGAUAGAAGCAGCAUGACUGAAGUUAUUGUUGAAGUACAAGCAGUUAAGAAUCAGUAUCUUGGUGAACAUGGUACAUUUGAACAAGCUGAACAAGGUACUGGUGAACAGGGUACAUGUGAACAAGCUGAACACGGUACAUGUGAAAAAGGUCAGGAUGAUGAUCUUAAAAAAAGACAACAAAUUGAGGAUGCAAAAAUUAAGCUUGUCCUAAGGAAGUGGAAAAGGAAUUCUUCGAAACAGAAACAGGAACGCGAACAAAUUGAGGCUGCAAAACGUAAGGUUGUCCUAAGGGUCCUAAUAUACCAUAUAUGCAUAUAA
This is a messenger RNA of Papaver somniferum (opium poppy), 993 nucleotides long. Its product is annotated as receptor kinase-like protein Xa21. Lineage: Eukaryota; Viridiplantae; Streptophyta; Magnoliopsida; Ranunculales; Papaveraceae. Gene Ontology annotation, biological process: protein phosphorylation. The coding region runs from base 1 to 993 and encodes 330 amino acids. Gene Ontology annotation, molecular function: protein kinase activity; ATP binding. The transcript is spliced from 4 exons. The record is from RefSeq and is a predicted model, not a curated record.